This is a messenger RNA of Capsella rubella, 990 nucleotides long. RefSeq names its product ubiquinol oxidase 1b, mitochondrial. Gene Ontology annotation, biological process: alternative respiration. Lineage: Eukaryota; Viridiplantae; Streptophyta; Magnoliopsida; Brassicales; Brassicaceae. Gene Ontology annotation, cellular component: mitochondrion. The transcript is spliced from 4 exons. The coding region runs from base 1 to 990 and encodes 329 amino acids. Gene Ontology annotation, molecular function: alternative oxidase activity. The record is from RefSeq and is a predicted model, not a curated record.
AUGAGUCGUUAUGUAGCCAACGUAAUGGCAACUGCUGUGACGACGACUCACAGCCAUCUUUUGAAGCCUAGGGUUGCUCUAGCGGUGGCGUCAAAUGUUAGGGUUCCGGCGAUUGGUGGCGUGAGAGAUCUCAGCAAGAUGACAUUUGAGAAGAAGAAAACAACAACGGAGGAGGAGAAAGGAUCAAACGGUGGCAAGGCAAAGGCUGAUCAAGGUAACAAAGGGGAACAACUAAUCGUUAGUUAUUGGGGGGUGAAGCCAAUGAAGAUCACUAAAGAAGAUGGAACUGAAUGGAAAUGGAGUUGCUUCCGACCAUGGGAGACAUAUAAAUCAGAUCUGACGAUAGAUUUUAAGAAGCAUCAUGUUCCAUCGACAUUAUUAGACAAAUUAGCUUAUUGGACCGUUAAAUCUCUUCGUUGGCCUACCGAUAUCUUCUUCCAGAGGCGGUACGGUUGUCGAGCGAUGAUGCUAGAAACGGUCGCAGCGGUUCCAGGAAUGGUUGGAGGGAUGUUAGUCCACUGCAAAUCUCUCCGGCGUUUUGAACAAAGUGGUGGUUGGAUCAAAGCCUUACUCGAAGAAGCAGAGAACGAGAGGAUGCAUUUGAUGACAUUCAUGGAAGUCGCGAAACCCAAUUGGUACGAACGUGCCCUUGUGAUCGCGGUCCAAGGCGUUUUCUUCAACGCUUAUUUCCUCGGAUACCUAAUCUCUCCCAAGUUUGCUCACCGUAUGGUUGGAUACCUUGAGGAAGAAGCAAUCCACUCUUACACUGAGUUUCUUAAAGAACUCGAUAACGGUAACAUCGAGAACGUGCCUGCACCGGCUAUAGCUAUUGACUACUGGAGGCUUGAAGCGGACGCGACGCUUCGUGAUGUUGUCAUGGUGGUCCGUGCUGAUGAGGCGCAUCACCGUGAUGUCAACCACUAUGCAUCCGAUAUUCACUACCAAGGUCGUGAGCUGAAAGAAGCUCCAGCUCCUAUCGGAUAUCAUUGA